Messenger RNA from Cyclocybe aegerita, 1836 nucleotides. NCBI's taxonomy places the organism in Eukaryota, Fungi, Basidiomycota, Agaricomycetes, Agaricales, Hemipholiotaceae. The record is from the annotation of a GenBank genome assembly.
AUGAGGCGAAGAGGCUGGCCUUUAAAACGAGAGGAUCCCUCGCAAAGGUUUACCCCAGGUCUAGCCAUGCGGUCCCUCAAGAAUCUAGCAGCCCUCUUGUCGUUAGUUCCUGCGGCAUUUGCUCUCCCUCCUCAUGAGGUCAGGGUCAAUCGCGAUGUACUGCGCUCCCGAGCACCAUCGGGAAGCAAGUCCGUCAUCGUUCAAAUGUUCGAGUGGAACUGGGACAGCAUCGCCAGCGAAUGCACAAACUUCCUUGGACCCGCAGGUUACGGCUUUGUUCAAGUCAGUCCACCGGCUGAGCACAUUUCCGGGUCCCAAUGGUGGACGGACUAUCAGCCAGUCUCCUACAUCCUGACUUCAAAGCGGGGCGAUCGCUCCCAGUUCUCCAGGAUGAUCAGCGCUUGCCAUGCCGCCGGUGUUGGGGUUAUUGUAGACACUAUAUUCAAUCACAUGGCUGGAGUCCAGUCUGGCACAGGCGUCGCUGGGAGCUCGUUCACGCACUACAAUUAUCCUGGUAUCUACCAAAGUCAGGACUUCCACCACUGUGGUCUGACCUCCAACGACGAUAUCGCUGAUUAUGGCAACCGCCAGCAGGUGCAGACCUCCUCUGACGUAGUGGAUAUUUUAAGCCUUGCGACUGGGACGGACUACGUGCGCAGUCGACUUGCGGCGUACGCUAACGACGUUCUGUCGCUUGGAGUGGAUGGACUGAGGCUCGACGCCGCCAAACAUAUCGCAGCUGGAGACAUAGCGAAUAUUUUGGGCAGACUGUCAACGACGACGUAUAUCACCCAAGAAGUGAUCUACGGUUCUGGAGAGGCCGUCCAGCCUUCAGAAUACACGGGUAAUGGCGAUGUCCAAGAAUUCCGGUACACCUAUGCAGUGAGGGACGCCUUCAACUCCGGAGGGAUUUCCUCUCUCCAGAACCUUGAUAAUAGAGGAUGGAUCGCUUCAAGUCAGGCCAACGUGUUUGUGGCAAACCACGACACUGAACGAAACGGUGGUUCAUUGAAAUACAAUGCCGCCUCAAACAUCUAUGUCACCGCACACGUCUUCUCCCUCGCCCACCCUUACGGAACGCCGACCAUAUUAUCGAGUUAUUCUUUCUCGUCGAAUGACGUGGGUUCUCCCAACAGCGGUGCGGGAACGUGCUCAGCGACUGGCGGCACCAAUGGAUGGCUCUGCCAGCAUCGCUAUACCGCCAUCAGUGGCAUGGUCGGAUUCAGAAAUAACGUCGGUUCCGCAGCGAUCAACAACUGGGUAUCGCCUCAGUCCCAGCAGAUCGCGUUCGGGAGAGGCGCUCUUGGCUUCGUCGCUAUUAACAACGCGGACUCAGCAUGGACGGCAACCUUCAGCACCUCGCUUCCUGAUGGGUCGUACUGUGACGUGAUAAGUGGCAGUAGCUCCUCGGGAGCAUGUACUGGAACAGGUGUCACGGUAUCGGGUGGAUCAUUCUCCGUAACGGUUUCUGCUCGAAAUGCCAUCGCCAUACACACGGGCGCUCUAGGGGCUGGAGGAGGAGGAGGAGGAACAGUUCCUCCUUCUUCUGUCUCCGUCACGUUUCAAGAGACUGCAACCACCGUAUGGGGCGAGAAUAUCUUUCUGGUCGGUAGCCUCUCCCAACUUGGAUCUUGGACCCCAGCAGCUGCGAUUGCCCUCUCAUCUGCGGCCUACCCUGUCUGGAGUGUGACCGUCUCACUCCCGGCCAGCACCACCUUCCAGUACAAGUUCAUUCGAAAGCAGUCGGACGGAACGGUUGUUUGGGAGUCGGAUCCUAAUCGCCAGGCAACCACAGGCUCUUCUGGAUCUCAAACUAUAUCUUCCUCCUGGCAAUGA